UGUGCAGCUUAUUGAGUCUUCUCGACACUUUAGCACGAGUCAGCCUUCUUAUCAUAUCAGUACAGCUCCUGUUAUCUCAGAAGAAGAAUCCAAUAAUACUAAUAACAAUGCAGCAUCGGAAAAAUUCCAGUUUAUUGCUUAUGCUGCCUGGCACCCAAAAACAAGACAAAAGCCAGUAUCACAAAAGAAAGUACCCUAUUGGAAAGAACAUCAAAAGCCUGGUAAAGUAGAUGCAGGAGAAGAUGCAUUUUUCCAGACAAAUACGCCUGAAGGACUUGCGAUUGGUGUUGCCGAUGGUGUUGGUGGCUGGGGCUUAGUGGGUGUCGAUCCCGCCUUAUUCUCUUGGACAUUGAUGGACAAUGCUGCACUUGUAGCCAAGACAGAGAAAUCAAUUGAUGCUCAUCAAAUUCUCGAUAUCGCUUUCUACGAAUUAAGAAAAAGCGGAAAGGUGGCUGCUGGAAGUAGCACAGCUUGUAUAUUGAACUUGUCAAAGACGACAGGACAAAUGACAACGUGCAAUUUGGGUGAUUCUGCUUUUGUACUUGUACGCGAUAAAAAGAUUGUCUAUGAAAGUCCUAGUCAGCAACACUACUUUAAUUGCCCAUAUCAAUUAACAGUAGUACCCGACACCUAUCCAAAUCGAGAUCAAUUAGUCACCGACAUGCCAAAAGACGCAGACAAUAAGAGCUUUUUCUUAAAAGAAGGCGAUUUAAUUUUACUGGCUACAGACGGCUACUUUGACAACAUGUAUUCAGAAGAGACACUUGAAAUGAUCAACGAGGGCAUGAAACCUAUUUUAGAAAAUGAAAACAAGGAUGAUGAACUAGUCACAGCCACCAUAAGAAGUCUGGCAAAAUCACUUACUGAUAGAGCACGACGUUUAAGUCUCAAUCCUAAGCGUCUCAGUCCUUGGGCAAAGGCUGCACAGGCUCAUGGAAGCAAUUAUAGAGGUGGAAAGGUGGAUGAUAUUACUUGUAUUGUAACUCUUGUAUGUCGCAAGAAACAAUGAACUUGAUAAAAUUGUGUGUAUUUAUUAUUUUUUGAUUAAUUUCAAAGCUAAAUAAACAAAAAAAGACUGUACAUUUAUACCUAAA
Messenger RNA from Gilbertella persicaria, 1094 nucleotides. RefSeq names its product phosphatase 2C-like domain-containing protein. The record is from RefSeq and is a predicted model, not a curated record. The transcript has 2 exons. Bases 353 to 1009 code for a protein of 218 amino acids. Lineage: Eukaryota; Fungi; Mucoromycota; Mucoromycetes; Mucorales; Choanephoraceae.